This is a messenger RNA of Nerophis lumbriciformis (worm pipefish), 1212 nucleotides long. Lineage: Eukaryota; Metazoa; Chordata; Actinopteri; Syngnathiformes; Syngnathidae. The record is from RefSeq and is a predicted model, not a curated record.
AUGUGUGACCAGACGUUCGUGGCCGUGACCUUUGGCCCUUGCGAGAGCUGCGACAAGGCCAGCCCUCUCAUGAACAUCUACAUCAAAACAGAGCCCAUCAACUACUGUGCCUUCUGCGUGGAGAAGAUGGCGUGUCAAGGGCUCCAGGCGGGGGAAAGUUUGGCCUCGCUCAAGAGGGAAAGUGCAAAUUUGAAGAAGAAGUUGGACGAAGAGAGGAACAAGCUCAACGACGUCGAGUUGAGCAAGGUGGCAGAGAAGGUGGAGGUGUUGUCAUCUCUGUCCAUCAAGACCAGACGUGUGCUCAAGGGUCACAACAACAAAGUGUUGUGCAUGGACUGGUGCAAAGACAAGCGGCGCAUGGUUAGCUCCUCCCAGGAUGGUAAAGUCAUUGUGUGGGAUGCAUUUACUCUCAAUAAGGAGCAUGCCUUGAGCCUACCAUGCACUUGGGUGAUGGCGUGUGCAUAUGCUCCUUCGGGUUGUGCAGUGGCGUGCGGAGGACUGGACAACAAAUGUUGUGUGUUCCCGCUCUCUCUGGACCCAAACGAGAACCCAGUGACCAAGAAGAAGGUGGUCGCCAUGCACACCAACUACGUUUCAGCAUGCACCUUCACCAAUUCGGACAUGCAGCUGCUGACUAGCAGUGGUGACGGAACCUGCGCUCUGUGGGACGUAGAGAGUGGACAGCUGCUGCAGAGCUUCCACGGUCACACCGCGGAUAUUUUGUCCCUUGACCUCGCCCCUUCAGAGACCGGCAACACUUUUGUCACUGGAGGCUGUGAUAAGAAGGCCAAUGUGUGGGACAUGCGCUCUGGUCAGAACAUACAGUCCUUUGAGGACCACCAGUCUGACAUCAACUGUGUCAAGUACUACCCUAGUGGAGAUGCUUUUGCGUCUGCGUCUGACGACGCCACGUGUCGCUUCUACGAUCUGCGCGCUGACCGCGAAGUGGCAGUCUACCAGAAAGACAGCAUCAUUUUUGGGGCAUCUAGUGUGGACUUCUCCCUUAGCGGUCGCCUGCUCUUUGCCGGCUACAACGAUUACACUAUAAACGUGUGGGACGUCCUGAAAGGAAAUCGCAUUUCUACAAUGUAUGGUCACGAGAACCGCGUCAGCAGAGUGCGAUUGUCACCUGACGGCACGGCCCUCUGCUCCGCCUCUUGGGAUACCACCUUGCGGGUGAGCCUGCAGGCACACACGUUUACCAUACAAUAA